Messenger RNA from Grus americana (Whooping crane), 4130 nucleotides. RefSeq names its product testis expressed 55 (gene TEX55). The transcript has 8 exons. The record is from RefSeq and is a predicted model, not a curated record. The coding region runs from base 1 to 807 and encodes 268 amino acids. Lineage: Eukaryota; Metazoa; Chordata; Aves; Gruiformes; Gruidae.
AUGGGAUGGUCUGACAUGCGCCUGCGAGCUCAGGGAAAGUUUACUGCUGCGUUUUGUGGAGGCAAACACUGCAAGAAGGUCUUGGAGGAUGAACUCGGAGCCCCGGCGAGCAGCUACGAGGCUCUGCUGCUCUCUGCUGGGAAAUGCAGGCAGAGCCCUCGCAAGAGGCCGAGUCUGCGUCUUCCGCCACCUCUGCCGCCUACGGUGAGCGACGAGCGGCAGAAGAGGCCGGCGCCGGGGGAAGACGAAGCGCAACGCUGCCCUGCCAUGGAGAGUCGGGGGCUGCAAAAGCCCAAUGAUCCUUCAGUAUCUGAAGCAGAGGAAUCUAGCAUACCACCAGCUGCUGAAAUGUCUGAGGACCAGGCACCUACAGUUGAAUUUCCACCGUCACUGGAUGACUUACCUGGGAUUAAAACACCAGCAUCUGCAGAACAGCCAUCUGUAGUGGAAUUGCCAGUGCCUGCAGACCAGUUGGCUGGCGGUAAAACACCUGGGGCUCAGUCAUCAGCAACUGUAGUCAAGCCAACAGAGACUACAUGUGAACCAUUGGAGCAGCCAACAGUGUAUGAAGACCCCUUUGAAGUCUCCAUUAAGUACAUGGAGAAACACAAUAUUCUGCAGAUAUUUCAGGAGAUCACAGAAAAACUGGUGUACCAGAAGCCCGAUGACCCCUUGCAGUUCAUGUUGCUGCAGGUACAGUCUAUGAUAAAUGCCAGGCAGGCAGAAAUGGAGGGAAUAUUGGAGGAGAAUGAAGAUGCAGAGGUGUUUCUGGAAGAGGUCCUGUGCACUCCUUUUGACCCCUACUGACCUUGCCAUUGUGGUGUUGCAUGGGACCUUCACAGCACCAUGCUUUUGUAGUCGUUGGCAGUAACUCGGAACAGGUCUGCUCGUAUCUCUGUUUCCUGAUUUUUCUGUUCUGUAUGCUUGUGCUUCCCCUUGGGUUUAAAUCCUGCAACCAUGUAUUGGUUUGGAUGCACAAACUCAAAUCUCAAAGCAUGCAUGGACCUGCAUGCACAUAUGGCACAUCUUGAAGGGGCAGGUCUGCUGAACUGCUACGUGGUCUGUGCAUACAAAUGCAUAAAUACCACAUGUAGGCCACCCCUAGACUCUGCUUUUUCAUGCAGAGAAACCUCACGGCUCAGACAAUGCAAGCACAAAAGCAAGUGGAAUUAAAAAGCAGCUCUAGACAGCCCACAGUCCUCUCUUUUUUCGUGCUGCAUUGGUGGCUUACUGCUUCCAGCUAUGCAGCAAUGCCAAUGCCUAUCUAAUACUUUGAGAGGCUGGGUCUGUGGCUUUCCCACUGCCCCCAGAGCUUCUCUGAUGCAAGAAGCUGUCUCUCUGCCUCUUCCACACACUGAGUACAGCUGUCUUACCCUUAACAAUCCCUGUUGAGUUCCAAUCACUCUGCUUUUUGGGGUUGCCCUGCUCGUAUCAUUGCAAGUACAAUGUAUAUUUUGAUAACCAGAACAGAAAAGCAACAGUUGCACGCACCCUCUGUGGCUUCAGAAGACAUUGUCACUCAGGAAUGUGGGAGGUGAAUUGAACUAAACCAACCAAAACCAAUUUCCUGGUAGCCCAGGAAAUUCAGAGUCAAGGUACACUUUGCAAACACAUCUUUUGAACUGCUUUUGAUUCUCAAAACACUUACAAUCCUGAUUUUCAUACUAUCCAAGUGUUUGUUUCCACCCUAUAAAGAAACUUUGUCUUUGUUUUUCUUGUCACUUGCCUGAAGAUUAUUGAAAAUGUGCAACAGAACAUACUGUUAUUUUGGCUUCAUUUAAUGUGUAUGUGCAAUAGAUGCCAGAAAGUUUUUUGUCACUACAGACUUUUCUCUUUUUUUAGGCAAGUGCUUUAAUUUCAUGAUGGAUGGUAGUGUAUUCCCAAAUGACUGUCUCUAUGGCUAUGAAGAGAGCACCAUAGAAACUUCCAUCUAUCUAUUUUCAGCUAAAAGUCUGAUGAUUAGAUUGUGUGACACUCCACAGCAGAGCUUGGGCCUGAGAAGAGUUGCCUUUCUAUCUCAGAUUCUCAAAAAUGAUGAGUUAACUCAUGUGUUUCCAUCUUAAAGGCAGGUAAGCACCCCUGUCAUUCAUAAGGCAGGGAUGUUUUCAAGGUUAUUGUGAGCCUAAAUAUGGCUCAAGAUUAAGAUAAAAUCUUCAUGGGUUUUAUAAGAGGUUUGAUGUAGACUUAGACCUCUAGAUCCCACUAAAGCAGUGAGAUGCUUUUGAAAACCCUACUUCAGCAACUGGAAGAAUUGGACGCUUAAUGAAACAGAGACACUGAUUGUUUUUCAGCCUGAUAUAUUUGUGAUCAAGAAUUUAUAAGCAGCCCCAUGCAUACGUGCCCUGUGAACGUAAAAGAAGUGCUAAUGCACCUCUGUCAAACAGGAAAUGCAUGGAAGAUAGUGGCUGAAGCCUUUUCAUCUCCAUGGUCACUUGUCAGCAUGUUUUCCCAAGAAAUGGAGGAGUUGGUAUGCCUUUGAAUUUUGUUGUAGAACAGGAUUAGGAUGCUUUUGGAUACAGCCUUAGCUGUGAAUUUCUUGCUUCUAUCAUUUGUGUAUUGUAUUUUGUUGUUCUCUUUUACUUAUGAAAAACUUUUGACUUGUAAUAUAUUCUUGGACUAUAGGUGUAUGCCCUCAACUUCAUGUCAACAUUAGAGGAGUUAUACAAGGAAAGAUCCUUAAUUUCUCUUUCAGAUAAGUUGAGGUGAGCUGGAAAGUAAUCUUCUUACAGAUGACAGAAGUUUUCCAACAGAGACCCUACCCAGUGUUCCUCAGCAAUCUCAGGGCCAAAAUUUUCCUUUGGUGACCUGACCACCUUAUCUCAGGCUAACAAAGUUGCUGCGUGGUAGCCCCAGUGCACGUAUGAGAGAGCAGCUGUCUUUUCUGUUUCUCAGGACCGACAUCCCUGUCCUUUGAGGAGCAGCAGUUGUAUAGAAAUGAAUGAGGCUGUACUCAGGACAGUUGCGUGGGCCUGGAGUUGACAUGUGUAGCUGGCAAGAGACUGUGGAAGGCAAUAGGCCCAUGACAACCCUUCAGCUUUCACAGACUUAGGGGGAGAGUUGAUCAGCUGUGAGCAAAGGCUUUGACCAGAAGUCUUGGGGAACUUAUCAUGACCUGAGGAGAAAUGUCACUUCCUUCUCCUCAAGUCCCUCAGAUGAUUGAAUUGUAUUUUGAACUGCAUUUUUUUCAAGGAAAAAAGUCCAGGAACUUAGUUUUAUGAAAAUAGAAAACGUAACCCCCAGAAGGUGUGCAGAUUGUUGUGUUUAAGCUAGUGCCACACAGCUGUCCUUUUUUAUUUGCCUCAGAGUUUUGCUAAAAAAAGACACCUUAGCUCUAGAAAAAUUCUGCCUCACAAAUGCACCACUGCCAUUUGUGUGUAUGAAGGUUUUUCUGUGGUGAAGAAUAGGAGAAAAGUGAGAUUUAAAAUGGAAACACUUGUUGUAGUCUUAAUUCCAGAGUGACUGUUCCUUUUCCAUAAUUUCUUUCCCAAACCAUUGGAUCCAUGUUUCUUCUUCAUAAGUGGACAUUUAUCAAUAUGACAUUAAACUGUCAUUAAAUUUCUUGCCUUGGGUGCUCUGAAGGAAUUAAUGGUUCAUUAUGUGUAACUGAAACUAUUCCAUAUAAGUCCUUAUAGCACGCUAGUCACAGUAUAUUUGAAUGCCCUCCAGUAGUGUGCUAAGCAACGUGACUAACAUCUGUUGUUUGUUCUUUCUCCUCUCCACGAGGGAAAUGUUUGUGCACUGAAGUGCAUUCUUUUUGAAAGGGUGUUUUGUUUUUUUACCCACACCUGUGUAUUGCUGUGUGCUUCUAAUGGAUAGGAAUAGGUCAUGGAGUGGAAGGUAGGAAAGUUGGAGGUAGUUUGCAGUUCCCAAGGGUGUUUCCUCCGUAGUUUGAGCUGGGCACUGAGAAAGUGCAGUAUUUUCACAUAUGAGAUUUUUUGCUGAUCCAUGGACUGGCACAGAAGCGUGACAUCGAGUUGAAAGUGUACUUACUGUGAAAUAGGUGUCUUGGAUCAAAACAUCCGUUUCUUUUUCUGCCCUCUCUGUAUGGAACUUAGAAUGACUCAGAUGCCCCAAGCAAUACUAAAGUUGCCUGUGUACUGCCUCUAACCAACGGAAAAAAAAAAUGUUUA